AUAUCAGAAACAUAUCAGAUUGGAGGAGGACGGAGAUGAGCCGCGCAGGCGCAGAACUGAGGAUUCUGUUUAGUCCGGGGCACGUGCAGCUGGUUCAGGAGGAGGUCGUCCCAGCUACAAAGGUCCUGGUUACUGGGGCAACGGGCCUUCUGGGUCGGGCAGUGUGCAGAGAGUUUCAGAACGGCGGCUGGUUGGUCAUUGGGACCGGAUACAGGAGAGCUAGGCCCCGCCUCCUCCGCUGUGACCUCACUGAUGAAGAAGCCGUCAGAGGACUAUUGCAUGAGUACAAGCCUGACGUGAUCGUCCACUGUGCAGCAGAGAGACGUCCAGACGUUGUGGAGAGACACACGGAGGCAGCUGUCAAUCUGAACGUGCACGCCACGAGCACGCUCGCCAGAGAGGCAGCUGUGUGUGGAGCUCUGCUCAUCUACAUCAGCACCGACUACGUGUUCGACGGCCGCAAUCCUCCGUACGGAGAAGACGACUCUCCGAAUCCUCUCAACGUCUACGGACGAAGCAAACUGGAGGGCGAGAGGGAGACACUGAGACACUGUCCAGGUACCCGUCUGAGGGACAUUGGACAGGACGACCCGGACAGCCAGCUGGGACACAGAGGCUUUACCGGGACGAACCUGUCCAACAUGGUGAUCCCCGUCUCUACAACGGAGUUGGCUUUCUCCACCCGGUCCAGGAAGAUCACCACGGUGCUGUUCAUCCUGGCCGCCGAUUUCACGCUGCUUAUUGUGACUGUGAACAUAAAACACUUAACCAAACAAAACAAGAAAAUCAAAAGAGAGAGAGAGACACCACCUGUCUGUCUGUCUGUCUGUCUGUCUGUCUGUCUGUCUGUCCUCCAGGACCCGUCCAUCAGAGGAGUCUUUCAUUUCUCGGGUAAAGAGCAGAUGACCAAGUAUGAGAUGGCCGUUGCGAUCGCUCAGGCCUUCGGUCUGCCGUCCAACCAUCUGAUACCUCUGACAGAGCAGCCAGCAGCGUCGGCUCUUCGUCCAAUCAACAGCCAGUUAAACUGUUCUCGUUUGGAGCUGCUGAACCUGAGUGUCGAGCCGCGACCUUUCAGCUCAGCCAUCGCCGACUGCCUGUGGCCGUUCACACCCGACAAACGCUGGAGACAGACUGUCUUCCACUGAGACACAGACAGGUCGAGCAACAGCCAGGUGGUCUUGAUGCACAUGUACAUUUUCCUUGUUUAACCUUGAUGCACAACGUUAAGUCAUUGUUCCCUGAGUUCCGUCUGCAGGUGUCUGCAUUGCUCAUGUUAUGAUCAAAAUAAAACUCGUCUACGUCUCGACUUUGUUCAUGUGAGCAAACUGAGAACAGCUUUGUACUUGAAUAUAAAUAUCCACUGUACACCUCACUGUGUGUUUGACUUCCACACAAAAGGUUUUAUCCUCUUUAACGUCAUCGGUCUUUGGUUUAAAUUUACUCUUUGAAACCUUUUGUUUAGUCGCAACAUAAACAGACCAAACGUAAUGAAAAUACAACAGAAAUAGAAGGUUGAGACUGAAUGAAGGUUGCCGAAUCCAAAAGAUCAUGUGAAGUAUUUGUAUUUUUCUUUUUAACCAAAUGUCAUUUGAGUGCUACGGUCCAAAAGAGUGGCAUCAUCAUUUGCCACAAAAACAACAUUAGUUUGAACUUCAAGUAGCGUCAGUGACUUCGUUUCUAAUCAGCAGGUUAAAAGUAGAUCUUUUGAAUAUAAGGAAAAUUUUGAAGGUAUGUAGCUGACAUGGUUAAGAUCCAGAGGACAAACCAGCUGUUUUCAGUACUGCAUCUGAUGUGAAGGCUGAAAAUUCAACAUGUAGAUCUGUUGUUUGGGAAUGUAAACAGCUUCACAUUAAAAAUUUGAAAAACUGAA
Stegastes partitus (bicolor damselfish) is the source of this 1870-nucleotide messenger RNA. It is a transcript of the gene mat2b, whose product is annotated as methionine adenosyltransferase 2 non-catalytic beta subunit methionine. Gene Ontology annotation, molecular function: methionine adenosyltransferase regulator activity. The record is from RefSeq and is a predicted model, not a curated record. Bases 36 to 1145 code for a protein of 369 amino acids. Lineage: Eukaryota; Metazoa; Chordata; Actinopteri; Pomacentridae. Gene Ontology annotation, cellular component: methionine adenosyltransferase complex. The transcript is spliced from 7 exons. Gene Ontology annotation, biological process: S-adenosylmethionine biosynthetic process.